AAUUAGUUAUCAAGCCCAGUAUAAUAGCUUCGACAAUUUACACUGCACGUUAGGCCAGCAAAGCUCACCUUAUCAGACAUGGCUGCUCCUGCUGCUUUUGCUAGCGCGAACUCGGUUGGGAUACGUUUGCUGAGCCCACCUUGCAUUUUGGCAGCAAAGGGGUCUCAGUUCCUGUCGCCAUCCUCAUUCUGUAAAUUGAGCUUUGCUCCUCUGCAGCUGCGGAGCUCUUUAUCUUCAAGAAAGCUUCUGGUUCGAGCCGCUAGGACCGAGUCUAAAGGGGUCUCCUUGGGCUUCAGAGCUGCAGAUUUUCAGCUUCCAGAGCCUCUUACUGGGAAAGUUUGGACAUUGGAGGAUUUUGAAUCAUAUCCUGCUUUACUGGUUAUGUUUAUCUGCAACCACUGCCCAUUUGUUAAACUCUUGAAGAAAGAUUUUGUGAAGCUUUCUAAUUUUUACAUGAAGAAAGGACUUGCGGUUGUUGCGAUAUCUUCAAAUUCUGCCUCUACACACCCACAGGAUGGACCUGAAUUCAUGGCUGAAGAUGCUAAACUUUUUCAGUAUCCUUUCCCAUAUCUAUAUGAUGAGACGCAAGAUGUUGCAAGAGAUUUUGGGGCAGUUUGCACCCCUGAGUUUUUCCUGUUUAAAAAGGAUGGUCGGAGACCAUUUGAGCUAGUGUAUCAUGGACAAUUUGAUGAUUCCAGACCAAGUAAUGGUGUUCCUGUUACUGGAAGGGACUUAAGCCUCGCAAUAGAUUGUGUUCUUAGUGGGCAACCAGUGUCUUCGGUGCAGAAACCAAGUGUUGGAUGCAGCAUAAAGUGGCACCCUGAGACAAGUUUUUAAUCUGUACACCCUGGCUCAACUUUAUUGCUAUCAUAAUAUCUCUAUAACUUGUACUGUGAUGUGAUCUUUGUUUGAUAAAGGCCUGCUUGAAAAGGGUAAGUGUUAGACUAGUAUAAUACUAUUGUUGGCCCUGCUUAGGCUGUUAGGAUGGAUUGAUAAUGUAAUGAUAUCCAUUUCUUGUUUUGAUUUUCUUGAGAUCAUGCCUAAUUUUUGCUAGUCCAAUGAGAAAGUCAUCUCCAUUAGGUUCAACUAUGGAUUUGUAUAAGAAUGUAUCUGGAAAAGUAACCAAAAGGCCUAGUCAUUGAACUAUGCAGAACUCUAAACAAGGAAAACAAGGGAAUUUGCUAUUUCCCUAUCCUUCAUAUGCUA
Messenger RNA from Humulus lupulus (European hop), 1206 nucleotides. RefSeq lists its product as uncharacterized. Bases 79 to 837 code for a protein of 252 amino acids. The transcript has 10 exons. NCBI's taxonomy places the organism in Eukaryota, Viridiplantae, Streptophyta, Magnoliopsida, Rosales, Cannabaceae. Gene Ontology annotation, molecular function: oxidoreductase activity; antioxidant activity. The record is from RefSeq and is a predicted model, not a curated record.